AUGUCAGCCUCACAAAUCUGCAAGCUUCCGUGGCCAGUCCAGCUUCCUCCCAACUCCCAACCAUGGCCGCAACUUCCCUCCACGUCUCUUCUUCUUCCGCUUCCCGCUAACAGAAGAAUCGAAUCCCAAACCUCUAAACCCCAAUGGCGAAAUUCUCAAUUCGACCCCAUAAUAACCCCUUUCUCCCUCACCGCACUAACCCUCACAGUUCAAUUUCCCACUCGGUUUCCGCCACUCGCUUGGUUUCUCACCCCCAACUCCUUCGAUUAAGCCUCCGAGUUCGUUGUAGCAUCAAGGAGAAAGAAAAUGUUAAGGGCAACGAAGAACUUCCCCCUGUUCUUUCUGGGCUAAAAGUCGAUGAAUCGGAGCAAACUGAGUCUAUUUCGAAAUUUGAAAACGGUUUGAGCUCUGGAAAUGGGAUUGAUGAAGUGGGUUUUGAUUCGAAUUGGCCGCCGUGGAAGAACGUUCCUGAUAGAUAUAAAAUGAUAGGUACUACGGCGCUUGCCUUCGUUAUUUGCAACAUGGACAAGGUGAAUUUAAGCGUUGCUAUAAUUCCAAUGUCGCACCAGUUUGGAUGGAAUUCUUCUGUGGCUGGAUUGGUUCAGUCAUCUUUCUUUUGGGGUUAUGCUUUGAGUCAGUUGCCUGGUGGGUGGCUCGCCAAGAUAUUUGGUGGGAGGUCA
This is a messenger RNA of Cucurbita pepo subsp. pepo (vegetable marrow), 680 nucleotides long. Lineage: Eukaryota; Viridiplantae; Streptophyta; Magnoliopsida; Cucurbitales; Cucurbitaceae. The record is from RefSeq and is a predicted model, not a curated record.